This is a messenger RNA of Carassius auratus (goldfish), 1705 nucleotides long. RefSeq names its product GTPase IMAP family member 7-like. Gene Ontology annotation, molecular function: GTP binding. The transcript is spliced from 3 exons. The coding region runs from base 151 to 1410 and encodes 419 amino acids. The record is from RefSeq and is a predicted model, not a curated record. Lineage: Eukaryota; Metazoa; Chordata; Actinopteri; Cypriniformes; Cyprinidae.
UUUUUUUUUUAGAAAAGCAUUGACUCUUGAAGAAUAAUUCUUAUUUAAAGCAAAAGCUGGAGUUCACUUCCGUCAACAACUUGAUUUUAAAAAGAGAAAAUAAAGGGAUACAAAACAAUAAUAGACAUAUAUCCUCAGCAGACAAGGAUCAUGGGAUCCAGGGUUUCACUGCCAGAGAGAAAGAUCAUACUUCUUGGGAAAACAGGAGACGGCAAAAGUAGCGCUGGGAAUACAAUUCUUGGAGAAAAUGUAUUCACCACUAAAAAUUGUAAUAUGGCUUCAUAUGGAAGAGUUGAAUAUCAAAAAAGAGAGGGGAAGGUUAAUGGAAGAAAGAUCACAGUUAUUGACACAACUGGAGCCUGUGACACAGAUCUUAAUGACGAGGAGAUAAAAUCUGAGAUCCUCAAAGCUCUAAUUAACUGCGCUCCUACCAUCGAUGCUUUUGUCGUUGUCCUACAGGUCGGAAGAUACACAGAACGUGAAAAUGCGGUGGUACAGAAAAUCCUGAAACCCUUCAAAGAAGAGCACUUCUUGAAACACACAGUGACCUUGUUCACAUUUGGUGAGCAACUGGAAGACCAAACCAUUGAAGAGUUUGUGAAGACCAGUUCACAUCUUCAGCAGCUGGUUGAUAAAUGUGGAGGACGCUGUCACGUCAUUGACAACAAACACUGGAAUAAAUGUAAAUGGGGCAACAAGAGCAACAAAGUACAGGUGAAAAAUCUGCUGAAUACCAUUGAUGAGAUGGUGGAAGAAAAUGGCCGCUUCACCAGUGAGGUGCUUCAAGAGGAGGAGAAAGACAUUCAAGAGGAGGAGAAAGACAUUCAAGAGGAGGAGAAAGACAUUCAAGAGGAGGAGAAAGACAUUCAAGAGGAGGAGAAACACAUUCAAGAGGAGGAGAAAGACAUUCAAGAGGAGGAGAAGAAUAUAACAGAGGAAAAUGUGUCUCCAGAAGAGCAACGAGAAAAUCCAAAGGCAAUUGUUCAUUGCAAUUAUCUGAAUCAGUUUGCAGGAGCAGCAGCAGGGGCUGUGCUUUGUGCUCUUAUCGCAAGCAGUGUUGUAGUAGCUCCAGUUCUGUAUAUUUUAAAAUCAUAUUUCACUCUAAAAACAGCAUUUGCCGAGGCAGGUGUAGGUAGUACAGUAGUGGCAGAAGGAGCAGGAGUAGGUGCAGGUACAUUAGCUGCAAGUGUUCUUGGAGUUGCCGCUUUUGUGGGAGCUGUUGGUGGAGGAAUAUUUGGUUGGAAUGCGACAGAAGAAGCUGAAUUUAUGGGCGAUGCCAUAACAAAGGUGGCAUCAGAAAUCUGGAAGCAUAGAAACAUUCUGGUGACCCAUACUCAGAAUUUGUGCUCUGCAUUUAACCCAUCCAAAGUGCACACACACAGCAGUGAACACACACACCCGAAGCAGUGAGCAGCCACUUAUGCUGCAGCAGCCGGGGAGCAGUUUUGGGGGCUGGUGCCUUGCUCAAGGGCACCUAAGUCGUGGUAUUGCCGGCAAGAGAAUCAAACCCACAACCUUAGGGUUAGGAGUCAAACUCUCUAACCACUAGGCCACGACUUCCCACAGGAAAUGCGUUGGCCAGGAAUCGAACCUGGGUCAACUGCUUGGAAGGCAUCAAUGCUCACCACUAUACCACUAAAACAGGAUAAUAGCAAAAAGGCAAAUAAAUAAGUAAAAGAACAAAACCCAACAACAAUUGUUUCAU